Messenger RNA from Ilex paraguariensis (yerba mate), 237 nucleotides. The record is from the annotation of a GenBank genome assembly. Lineage: Eukaryota; Viridiplantae; Streptophyta; Magnoliopsida; Aquifoliales; Aquifoliaceae.
AUGAGUCGUGGUAGUGGAGGUGGCUACGAUCGUCACAUAACCAUUUUCUCUCCGGAAGGUCGUCUUUUUCAAGUCGAGUAUGCGUUCAAGGCUGUGAAGGCAGCUGGAAUAACCUCGAUUGGUGUGCGUGGGAAGGACUCGGACAAGCUUUUGGAUCAGACUAGUGUGACCCAUUUGUUUUCUAUUACCAAGUACCUUGGACUGUUGGCUACUGGCACGACAGGUGUGUCUCCUUGA